AUGCAUUCUCAACAGCAGCAGCAAUUUCAUCGUCCUGUAGCAAGCUCAUCAUCUAAUCUACCUCGAUUGCAUAAUCCUGAACCUAGCCAUCUCUGCCGUCAUCAUCCCGAUCAAAGCAAUCCUCAUUCGUUGUCUUUUUCCAACUCUAGAUUUGUGAAUCGGUAUGCCCACGUCCCACUCCUAACAUUCCUUGGUCCUGAAUGUUAUACACAUUUAGUUUAUGAUUUACAAGUAGAUCAUAUCAUUUGUUUGAAAUUCGGAAUCUCUAGAGCUUUAAGUUUAGCAAUUGUCUUAGGUUCUGCAAUUGUUAAAAUCCCUCAAAUCCCUCAAAUCUUUAAGUCUCAAUCGGCUCGUGGUCUUAGUUUAAGUAGUUUCAUCUUAAAUACUUUAGGAUUAAUUAUCAUUAUGGGAUAUAAUUAUAGACAUGAUUUUCCUACUUCAACAUACGGUCAGUCAUCUUAUUUCAUUAAAGGUUGA
This is a messenger RNA of Melampsora larici-populina 98AG31, 477 nucleotides long. RefSeq lists its product as uncharacterized. The transcript is spliced from 3 exons. The record is from RefSeq and is a predicted model, not a curated record. Lineage: Eukaryota; Fungi; Basidiomycota; Pucciniomycetes; Pucciniales; Melampsoraceae. Bases 1 to 477 code for a protein of 158 amino acids.